ACAGUUUAGUUGUGCCGCGAGGCUGGAGCGGCGUGUCACGAACUUGUUCAGAUAAAUUAUUGUUGUAAAUAAAUUUAUUUACAUGCAACGUAAUAAACAAUUACUUAACUACAUUUCAACAGUAAAUUACUCGAAAUUAUUUAAAAAAAAAAUUUUUUUUUUCUAUUUUCUCAAUAAAGUAAAAAAGUAAAUUGUAAUUUGUUUAUUACACAAAUAGUCUAAAUUGAAAUUUUAAAGUAAAAAAUUCAAGUAAGCUCAAAAAUAAAGUAGAUAAAUAAAUUCGAGAGCGUAACGUACGAGGAGCAAAAAAAUACGGUGGAUGCAAAAAGAAUAGAAUGAAAACAAAUGUGACAUAGGUGUGAAGAUAAGAGUGAAUUGCGGGAUGGUUUACAUUAUUAAAUUAUCAUCAAGGAGUACGAAUUUGAACUUAGCAAGCUCAGCUGUUUUGCUUGGCACCCUAUGGUUAUUCAUUAUCACUCGUCUCUCUAGGUCUCUGAAAGCUGUAGGUGUUACUGUGCUUCUGCAGACAAUGAAAGUGGAUCUAUGUAACCUGGCAACACGCUAAAGAUGUAAUAUAAUGUUUUUCACCCUUUUGGCACCACAACGUUGAAUUAUUAUUGCCAUUAUUUUGUUUUCGUGAGAUGCUAGAGCGCUGGAUGGAUAUCAACAAUACAGACACAAAUAGUAGCCUAUUAGAAAAAGUUGAGGUGAUAGAACAUCCGGAAUCAGCGAUUUUAUUUAAUGAUUAUCCUCAAUGGCUUCUUUAUUUUGCUGCCGGCUGCUGUGUCCUCUUCAUGUUUAUUGGCAUACCUGGCAAUCUCAUCACAAUCAUCGCACUCUUCCGUACAAAGAAGAUGAGAAACGCCACCGCUGUAUUCAUAAUGAAUCUUUCGAUCUCGGAUCUGAUGUUUUGCUGCUUCAAUUUACCAUUAGCAACAUCUACAUUUUGGUAUGGCUCGUGGACGCAUGGACCACUUUUGUGUCGUCUAUUUCCUUUAUUGCGUUAUGGUCUUGUUGCUGUAAGUCUAUUUACGGUAUUGGCAAUCACGAUCAAUCGAUACGUAAUGAUUGGACAUCCACGACUGUAUCCAAAAUUUUAUAAGUCAAAAUAUUUAAUACUAAUGGUGAUAGCGACAUGGAUAUUCGGAUUUGGUGCUUUAGUACCAACAUGGUUUGAACAAUGGGGUCGCUUUGGUCUGGAUCCAAACAUUGGUUCAUGUUCAAUUCUUCGUGAUACUAAUGGUAAUUCACCAAAAGAGUUUUUAUUCAUACUCGCGUUUCUUACACCUUGCAUUGCAAUUGUCGUUUGCUAUGCAAGGAUUUUUUAUAUUGUACGCAAGACUGCGAAAAGAAGCCGCAGACGUCAAGAAACUACAACUGAUUUUGUCAAAGCAACACUUGAGGUAAAAUAUACAAAACACUUUGAAGACUCGGCAUUAGGUUCAAGUUUUGCUGGAACAGGUACAUCAGAAAAUACCGGAUCUCCAAUAAGAAAUGACAGACAUCUUCAGAGCCAACAAAAUACUUCGUAUUUUUACAUUGAAGAUAAUGAUGAUAAAAUAUUGCACAGCAGUGAAGCAUUGAACAUUCAGAAAAUAACCGAAUACAAUAGCGAUGAAUUGAAAAAUAUAAAAAUAAAUUUACACGAUAUUAAAAAUAAUAGCGAUAAAGAAUGUCAAAAAACAAUUUAUACCGUUUCGAUACCAAAUUUUCAUUUUUCUGAUGUCGACUCAUCAUCAUCACAAUCACAAGAUAAGUCACUAACACACGCUGCUGAUAACCAGGAGAAAAUAGUUACAAGCAAAUCAAUUUUAUCAAACAAUGAUCGGUGCUUGAAAGUGCCCAAAGAUUCGACAAAAAGCUAUCAAGAAUGUUCAACGCGCGUUCUUAAUACGAACAAAUAUGACGGUUCAGAUAUUUCUGAAGAAUUCGUAAGUUCUCGAUCGGAUUCACCAUGUGAUAAUAAUAAACGUAACGUUAAUAGUAAUAAUAAUAGUAAUAGUAAUAUAAAUAUUAAAAGAGGUAGUAUUUUCCGACGAGAAUUGCGAUUUCGUAGUUUUAAAAACCGUAAUGAAUCCGGAAAAAUGUCUGCUAAAGAUAAAAAGUUACUUAAAAUGAUACUUGUUAUAUUUUUGUCAUUUGUUGUUUGUUAUUUGCCUAUAACAAUCGCUAAAAUAUCUAAAGAUAUUAUUGAUUGGCGUGGGCUUAAUAUCGCUGGGUACAUACUUAUCUAUUUAACGACUUGCAUUAAUCCAAUUAUUUAUGUUGUUAUGAGUUCGGAAUACAGAAGUGCGUACAAAAAUGUUCUGCUCUGUCGGGGUGAUUCGUUUCACGAUGCUAAGAGACGUGGUAAAUAAAUUAAUUCUUUUUUUAUUAUUUAUUAUUUUCAAAAUAUUAAAUUAAGGAAAGACUGGUAUUUAAACAACUCGCGUGAUAUUUUUAUUAAUUUCAUGCUUCACAUUCAUAUUUGAUAUCUUCAGAUAAAGAUUUUGUUUUUUCAGAUAAAGAUUUUUACUAUUAAAAAUAAUUUUUUUCUUCCCAUAACGUAACACGUGGGAUAUUUUUGUGAGCACCUAAUCCUAAAAUCACUGCACGGAUUUUAAUAAAACUUUUAAAUUUUGUUUACUAGCUGCUUGCAAGAGAUAUUAUCUCGAAAAGUGAACAAAAAAUUACCUAAAUCGACUCUUGUAGAUUAUGUCACAAUUUAAAAGAAUUUUAAUAAAAAUUUUUAUUCACAAAAUAACGAUGAAUAGAAGCGACCUAGCGAUAGCUUGUGAAAAAAGCGGCAUUGAAGAAUUAAAAGAAAAGUAAUAGCACAAACCGUAGGUCGUAUCCGAAUACGAAUCUAAGAGUACUUUCACAAUUGCAUGGUGGGUUUUUUUUUUUAAUAUUUCGUUUUUAUAAAUCUCAAAAGGUAG
This is a messenger RNA of Cotesia glomerata, 2918 nucleotides long. RefSeq names its product G-protein coupled receptor moody-like. The transcript has 5 exons. Lineage: Eukaryota; Metazoa; Arthropoda; Insecta; Hymenoptera; Braconidae. Gene Ontology annotation, molecular function: G protein-coupled receptor activity. Gene Ontology annotation, cellular component: membrane. The record is from RefSeq and is a predicted model, not a curated record. The coding region runs from base 642 to 2357 and encodes 571 amino acids. Gene Ontology annotation, biological process: G protein-coupled receptor signaling pathway.